CUCCCAUUUGCUGCAGCCCAAAUCGGGCAGGCAUUCAGAAAUGAGAUAUCUCCCCGACAAGGCCUUCUUAGAGUCCGUGAAUUUACAUUGGCAGAAAUUGAGCACUUUGUUGAUCCAGAAGAUAAAUCUCAUCCAAAGUACAAAGAGGUUGCUGAAUUGGAAUUUUUAAUGUUCCUAAGGGAAGAACAAAUGUCUGGUCAAUCCGCAAAGAGAAUUCGCCUCGGUGAAGCUUUGUCAAAGAGAAUUGUCAACAAUGAGACUCUUGGUUAUUUCAUCGGUAGAGUAUAUCUUUUCUUGACACGUCUUGGUAUAGACAAAGACCGGUUACGAUUUAGGCAACACCUUGCUAAUGAAAUGGCCCAUUAUGCUGCUGACUGCUGGGAUGCUGAGAUUGAGUGCUCCUACGGUUCGAUUGAGUGUGUUGGCAUUGCAGAUAGGUCUGCAUAUGAUUUGCAUGCUCACUCGGAUAAAAGUGGGGUUCCAUUGGUGGCUCAUGAAAAAUUUUCAGAGUCUAAGGAAGUGGAGAAAUUGGUUAUAACACCGGGUCUGGCAUUCAAGGGGAGUCAGAAGAAUGAGGUUGAAGCACUUGAAGCGAUGAAGGAGAAAGAAGCUUUGAAUAUGAAGGCUGGUCUUGAAUCAAAAAGGGAGGUGAACUUUGAAGUUUGUACACUUGGUAAAACUGUGACUGUUACAAACAAAAUGGUAACUAUUCAGAAGGAGAAAAAGAAGGAGCACCAACGAGUUUUUACACCAUCCGUGAUUGAACCAUCCUUUGGAAUUGGACGGAUUAUUUAUUGUCUCUUUGAGCAUUCUUUCUACAUGAGGCCAAGUAAAGCUGGGGAUGAACAGUUAAAUGUAUUUCGGUUCCCUGCAGUUUUGGCUCCUAUUAAGUGCACAGUUUUCCCUCUGGUCCAGAAUAAAUAGUAUGAAGAUGUUGCUAAAUACAUUUCUAAGUCAUCGACUGUUGCGGGUAUAUCAAAUAAGAUUGACAUUACGGGUACAUCAAUAGGAAAACGGUAUGCAAGAACAAAUGAACUUGGUGUGCCGUUGGCAAUCACGGUAGAUUCAACAUCUUCAGUAACUAUUCGGGAGAGGGAGACUGAAGGCCACAAGACAUGGCAAGAUGUGUGGUCAACUUUUCCCCAUCACUCCUCCGCUUCCACCGAAGAAUGAGUUUCACUCCUUUCAUUGUUCCAUUCUCUAAUAUCUCAUGUAAACGCAACUACGCAAGGAAUUAUUCAUUUAAAAAAAAAAUUGAUAAU
Messenger RNA from Arachis ipaensis, 1262 nucleotides. RefSeq names its product glycine--tRNA ligase, mitochondrial 1. NCBI's taxonomy places the organism in Eukaryota, Viridiplantae, Streptophyta, Magnoliopsida, Fabales, Fabaceae. The record is from RefSeq and is a predicted model, not a curated record. Gene Ontology annotation, biological process: mitochondrial glycyl-tRNA aminoacylation. Gene Ontology annotation, molecular function: glycine-tRNA ligase activity; ATP binding. Gene Ontology annotation, cellular component: cytoplasm; mitochondrion.